Molecule: messenger RNA, 3820 nt
Organism: Xiphias gladius (swordfish)
Lineage: Eukaryota; Metazoa; Chordata; Actinopteri; Istiophoriformes; Xiphiidae
Gene: mafba
Product: v-maf avian musculoaponeurotic fibrosarcoma oncogene homolog Ba
Exons: 1
Coding region: 468-1694 (408 amino acids)
Biological process (GO): regulation of transcription by RNA polymerase II
Cellular component (GO): nucleus
Molecular function (GO): RNA polymerase II cis-regulatory region sequence-specific DNA binding; DNA-binding transcription factor activity, RNA polymerase II-specific
Source: RefSeq, a predicted model, not a curated record
AGAGAGUGGGAGAGAGUGCGAGAGGCGAGCCUUUGAAUCUCUGCGGUGCAGAGCUGGAAAAGCUGCUUCUCAGCGAAAAAUCAGACGCCCCGUUUACUCCGCUUAUUCGCUCCUACUAUUUUCCUGGAGAAAAGAAAAAGGGGGACUUACAACCAAGAAGUUGCAACGAGGACUGGUGCCCGUCUCAGCGAACAAACGUGGCAUUUCUUUUAUUAUUAUUUAUGCUGAUUUUUUUUUUUUUUGUGUGAAUACACCUCUACUGAAUGGACUGAGGUUUUAUUUUUGCACUGAGACGCAUUGCUUUCUACCUCCUGCCUGGUCUCUCUGCCAGAUAAUCCCAGCAGAAGUAGGCUAUAUGACGCAAAUCGUGUGCUGAGCAUUAGUCUGAAAGUUUUCCUCCACCACUUUUUUUUUUUUUUCGUUUUCCUUUUUUUUUUUUCUCCCCCCCACCAACCAGACGGUGUUUCAUGCUACAGCAAGUCAGUGCACAGCGGUGGAGGAGCCAAAAGAACUAUUGCAUGAAACAAGAAAGGAGAGAAGAGACGCUGGUUAAUAAGUCAGUUUUUGCGACGCUUGCAAGUACCUUUGCAUAUCUGCAAAAGAGUCGCGACAGCAACAUGAGUGCAGAGCUGAGCAUGGGUCCGGAGCUACCCAGCAGCCCUCUGGCUCUGGAAUAUGUCAAUGAUUUUGACCUGAUGAAGUUUGACGUGAAGAAGGAAGGCCUGGCCGGGCUGGAGCGCAACGUGGUGCGCCAGUGUAACCGCCUCCAACCCCAAGGCUCUGUGUCCUCCACCCCCAUCAGUACACCCUGCAGCUCGGUGCCCUCUUCACCCAGCUUCAGCCCCACAGAGCAGAAAAACCACCUAGAGGAGCUGUACUGGAUGCCGAACAGCGGGUACCAUCAGCAGAUAGACCCGCAGACUCUAAGUCUGACCCCAGAGGACGCAGUGGAGGCCCUGAUUGGAGCCACAGCUCACGGCCACCCUCCGCCUCCGCAUGUCCAACAGCAGCUGCAGCAGCAAGGCGCUUUCGAGGGCUACAGGGGCCCGCAUCACCACCACAGCCACCACGGCCACGGCCAGCAACACCAUCACCCAUAUGCGGGGGGCCUCCCGCACCACGCCGAGGAACUGUCCGGACACCCGGGCGGACACAACCAUCCACACAGCCAGCAUCACCACCACCACAGCCAGGACCCCGACAGCCCGUCCCCGGUCUCCCCAGACUCCCACCAGCCGCUCCAUCACCACCGCCACCAUCAUCACCACCAUCCGCACGGCCACCUGAGCCAGUCGGCGGCACACCACAGCUCCGGGGGCGGACUCAACGUGGAGGACCGCUUCUCCGACGAGCAGCUGGUGUCCAUGUCGGUGAGGGAGCUCAACAGACACCUACGGGGCUUCACCAAGGACGAGGUCAUCCGCCUCAAGCAGAAGCGGAGGACCCUGAAGAACCGGGGCUACGCGCAGUCCUGCCGGUUCAAGCGGGUACAGCAGAAGCACGUGCUGGAGAACGAGAAGACGCAGCUGAUGAACCAGGUGGAGCAGCUGAAGGCGGAGAUCAGCCGCCUGGCACGGGAGAGGGACGCCUACAAACUCAAGUGUGAGAAACUGACGGGGUCAGGGGCCAAUAAUGGGUUCCGCGAGGCUGGCUCGACCAGUGACAACCCUUCAUCACCAGAGUUUUUCAUGUGAGUUGUCGCAGCCUUUUCUUGUGAACCCCCUCACAACAAACUUUCGCCCUCCGACCCCACCUUUCCUCUCUCCACAAAUGACUGACUGGCUGAUGAACAAACGAUAAUAAUCCACACCUCCCAUACUGUUUAUGAUUAUACGACUAACGGUAACAAUUAUAUUCAUAUUAGAAGAAUAAUCCAUCAAAUAGUAUUCUCAUAUAUAAUCAUCUGUCCAUCCACGUGUCAACUGAGAUACAAAGAGCAGUGUAGAGUGUCUGAUGAGUCGCAGCGUCUUUGUAGAUUAGUUGCUUGUAGUGAAGAGAGACUUUUUUCUUCUUCGAAGAAGAAGAAGGAGAGGAUCGGCUGAUGAACUUUUUCUUUUUUCUCCUCUGAGGCUACAGCUUUUAAAUAAUCUGUAAGUAUUGUGGGAUGGCGUCGAUGAAGUUGUCUUGUCAUUUUGUUCUCUGAAGCGAUGACAUUGUUAUGAAACAACGAGUAGGCCUGGCCUCGAAGCCUGCAACUCCCGAGACUCACGUUCGACAAAGUGGGCCCGUAAUCCGAGAAAAUCUCCAAAAGCAAGACUCCACGUUAUGCAAAUUUAACUUCUGUCUACUAACCCGUCAGUGGGGGGGGAGGGGGACAUUUUAUGCAACAUCUCAUUGAUUUAUUGCCUGCUUGGUUAUAUUCGAAUAUAUAUUGAAACAAAAAAUCUGCAUUAAAUAUUAAUCCUGCAUGCUGGACAUGUACGGUAAUUUCUAUUUUGUACUUUCAUCUUCUCGUGUAUAUUAAGAGCAUGUUGUUGAUCUGCGCUUCUCCAUAGUUUUUGGGGGGUUAGAGAUUUGCAGCGGGGACAGAACAGCAGGACUGCCGGUGCAGUAUCAUUUGGUGUGGGUUUCUUUGAGCUUGUAAAUAUUAUGCAACUGCAAAACUGCACAACAAGAUUGAGGAGGCUGGUUUGAACUUCUUUCUUUCUAUGUGUUGUGUUUUUAUCUCAUUUUUUCCUGAUUUUUUUUUUUUUUUUGUAUCAUUUGGGGUAUUGAUUGAGAGAGGAGUGCAUUUUUUUUUCAGUUGCAUUUAAAUACAACAAACUUUGUGUGUCAAGUGCACUUUUGAAUAAUGAUUUGCAAGUUUUCAUUUUGAAUUUUGUGCAGACCUCCCUCCAGGAAGACAUACUAUGAUACUAUACUGUAAUACUAUUCAAGAUAGGCCUCUAAGUGCAAAGUUUUGGAGCAAUUUCUGGACACUUGUGUGAGGCUGAGGAGACAAACGUGUGGCCAUGAUAUUAUUAGACCCAGACUGCACAGAAUAGGCUAUUGGGAAACCAAGGUUUUCUACGUAGUGUUUAACACACACAAUGUGGGUUAGUGCUGUCUGUCAUUUUAAUUCAACAUGGUUUUUGUGCCACUAAUUCAGAAAAGUGUUGUCUGCCUUUCUAUUAACUCAAACCAAACAAAACCUUACCCUUUAAUUCCAAUUGGCGGCCACCUGUAGCACAUUUCCACUGGGCCUCAUAUUAAGAAUUUAUAUUUUUAACAAUAUUUAGAAAAGGUGAAACAACUUAUUUGUCGGGGGGUUUUCUGUAGAGUUAAUAUUUAGAUAACGCAAGCUUUUUAAUACAAAGUUUGACUAUUAAUGCUCUGUGUUUUCCUAAUUUUUUUUCUGCCGGUCAGUAAAAAAGGGGAUUCAGGUUGUGCAAAUUCUCAAAAUGAAAACAGUAUGUACGUUAUGUAAUAUGUUUUUUUUUUCUCGUCUGUUUUAUUAUUAUUUGAUGAUUCUGGUUCUGCUGGCCAGAUGCAUAGUUAAAGUUUUUAUUUUAAUGAUUUAAAUUAACAAACUGUCAGAUCAUAUCGAAUAAGCAUGGUGCUUGCAUUUGAAACUGUUGUUGAAAAGUCACGCAUUUAACAAUCUUUGGUUAUUACUGAUUCAACUGUGUUGAAAUCGAACUGAAACUGCAGCAGCGGGUUGUUGUUAUGUUUUCACCGAUUCCAUGUACUUUGCGAUGAUGGGGAUCAAUUUUCAAUCCUGUUUAUAUAAAUAAUAGUUAAACACUUAAAUUUGAACUGUUCCAUUCAGGCUGGUUUCUGUUUUGUCUUAUUUUGGUUGUUUUUGAAGAAAUUGUUUCCUAUUUUGCUUAUUAAAGUCAUU